Messenger RNA from Parasteatoda tepidariorum (common house spider), 6966 nucleotides. NCBI's taxonomy places the organism in Eukaryota, Metazoa, Arthropoda, Arachnida, Araneae, Theridiidae. The record is from RefSeq and is a predicted model, not a curated record.
UAAAUAAAGCAAUAAAGUGCCCAAGAUUGUCACCACGAUGAAUUGUCACUGCAGCAAAUUGUACCCGUGACGAAUUAACUCUUAGAUAAAUUGUUCCACAACAAAUUUUGCACAACGAAUUGACGUAGAACCGAGAGCAAGCGAAGAUGAUAACUAUAAUAGGAAAGUUCAUUUUCAAAAUCUGCCAUUUUACUCUAUGUUGUUAAUUUCUUUCAGAUUGAAUUUUUGUUGUACUUUUUUUUUCUUUGAACAAAAUUACGCCUAAGUUGGUCAAAGAAAUGUCUUUUAAAAGCGGCUUUCACCAGUUUCUCAUAUUGCUUUAUAAAGGAGCACUUUUGAGAAAGCGGCACUACAUAGUUACCUUUUUUGAAAUCGUCAUUCCCGUCUUUAUUGCAAGUAUAAUGCCUAUGAUAAUGUCAGAACAGAGAAGUAAGUUUCCUGAAUAUAUCAAGUUUGAAAGAGAUAAUCGGGGAAAAGAUGAUUAUUGGCAAAGUGCUGUAACUUAUGAACCUUUCUCUCCUUACAAAAAUAAUAUUCAUUAUCGUAGCUUUUUCUUUGUGUAUACUCCACCAAAUGAUAUGACUACUGAUUUCAUGAAAAAUGCUAUUGAAAGAUUCAAAGAUGAUCCUGAAGGAGUAUUUCAGAUUGAUAUUAAAAUGGCCUCAGCGCAAACAGAAGAAGAGCUGGAGAAAAUUUGCUUAAACGCAAUGUUAGGAUCUAGAUACGGCAAUAAUUAUGUUAUCGGAACAAUAUUCAAGAAUUUUAAUCCCAGUAAAAAGGGAUAUCCACCAUCCCUUGACUAUAUAAUUAGGUAUGGAGAUACCUCAUUUGCAACCUCAAGAAAAUACAGAGUAAAUGGACCGCAUAGGGAUACAGAGUAUGCGGAUACCUUUUUUCUAAUGUGGCAAGCAUCAAUUGAAGAUACAUUUAUAGAGAAGAAGAUGAAUGAGUCUGGAAAACAGUUCGAUUAUAAGGUCAAUAUGCAAAGAUUUCCUUAUCCUGAACACAAGAAGGUUGAAAGUAUGUACAAUGAAGUUUCAAUUGUUCCAAUGCUGUUUUUGUAUGGGUAUUUAAUUUUCGUCCUCAACCUUUUAAGAAGAGUUAUCGAAGAAAAAACUAAUGGCUCGAAAGAACUGAUGAAAAUGAUGGGAAUGUCGGAUACUGUGUACUGGAUCAGUACAUUUGCAAAUUAUUUCAUUGUCGGCUUAUUUACAGUUAUUUGCAUAACAAUUAUCUACAAAGUUCCUCUGAAGACUGGAUAUAUUUUUUUGGAAAACACUAAUAUAAUUUUACUUUUCUUCAUGCUUUUGCUGUAUUUGUCUAGUGUCAUACUGUUCUGCUUAGCGUUCUCAAUAUUCUUUAACAGAGCUGUUUUUGCGAUCAUUGUCUUCAUUAUCAUAUGGAAUGUUUCUCACUAUAUGAUCUGGAUAACAUAUUUUAUUUACGAUAUUGACGGCAAAUUCUUUAAUUUAUCUCAGAUUGCUAAACUUGCAAUUUGUCUACUUCCAACAGGCAGUGUGCAAAUCAUGUUUAGCAUUAUUUCCCUUCACAAGCAAUUUAAAGAAGGCGUUACAUGGAGCAACUUGACAGAAUUUAUAAUCACUCCAGAUAUGAAUAUGCUCAUGGUCUUAGCAGUGAUGUUCUUUUCCUGCUUUCUUUACAUUUUAAUUAUUUGGUAUUUUGACAAGGUUUGGCCUUGGCAGCCUGGAGUGCCACAGCCAUUUUAUUUCCCAUUUACAAAAAGCUACUGGUUGGGUAGCAGGCCGGAAAAAGCCAAUGAGUUGGAAAUGACAGGAGAAAAUAAUCGUGAUGAUGAAUUUUUUGAGGAAGAACCACGUGGAAGUUUUCCUGGAGUGGCAAUACAUAACUUAUAUAAAUCGUUUCAAGUUGGAUUUCAAACAAAGAUGGCUGUCAAGAAUUUAUCUUUGAAUAUAUACCAAGGACAGAUAACUGCACUGCUUGGUCACAAUGGUGCUGGAAAGACUACAACAAUUAAUAUUCUGACUGGCCUUUAUGCUCCUACUAGUGGAACUGCUUCAAUCAAUGGAGUUGAUAUUUUAACCAAUACAAGUCAAGCUCGAAAAGGUCUUGGUGUAUGUCCUCAACAUAAUGUCCUGUUUAACACCUUAACAGUCAUGGAACAUUUAAAAAUUUUUGCUGGGUUGAAAGGAGUGCCAUUAAGACAACUUGAACAUGAAGCACUAAAAACACUAAACAUUUUGAAAUUGAUGGAGAAAAGGGAUGAACUUGUGAAGAAUCUUUCUGGUGGAAUGAAAAGAAAAUUAAGUCUUGGAAAUGCUAUUGUUGGAGAUUCUAAAGUACUGUUUUUGGAUGAACCAACUUCGGGAUUGGAUGUUGAAGCCAGGCGCAGUGUGUGGGAUGUCCUUCUUGAUAUUAGGCAUGAUCGCACAAUUAUUCUAACAACACACUACAUGGAAGAGGCUGACAUACUAGGAGAUCGCAUAGCCAUCAUGGCAGAAGGAGAAGUGCAAUGCUGUGGAUCUCCCAUAUAUUUGAAACGAAAAUUUGGAACAGGUUAUCAUUUACACAUGGUAAAGCUACCCGAUUUCAACUUGGAACAGAUAAAUGUUAUGUUGAAAAAGCAUAUUCCUGAUAUCAAAGUUGUGAAAGAAUUAGAAAAUGAAAUUACUUUCAAUUUAUCGUCAAAUACUGGUUCUGUUUUUGGAAAUAUGUUUGAAGAAUUAGAAAGUCGAAAGGACAAGCUUGGAAUAAACUCAUGUGGCAUCACAGUAACAACCAUGGAAGAUGUUUUCUUAAGGGUAUCAAAUAUGUCGGAUUUAAAAUACAUGAAAAAAGAUGCUAACAGACAAUUGCUGCAAGGAGUGUCUGUGGAAUUUGAAGAAGUGUAUGGAGGUUUACCGGAUAUGAAGACAUACAGUAUUUUCAAUCAAUUGCAUGCUCUUCUGGAGAAACGUUUCCAUUACACCAAAAGACACUGGAGUAUCCUAAUUACUCAAGUGGCGUUACCUUUCCUACUGGUUUUCCUCUGCCUCUUAGCUAUACGAGGGGUACAAGGUGAGCUGAGAGAAAACUUCGAUCCAAUCAAACUGGAUAUUAGCAGCGUUUAUGGUUCCACUGAUGGUUUCUAUUAUUCAACAACAGAGCAAAAACUAACAAACGAAGUCAUUAAUGUGAUGAGAGAAAAUAACGUAAAUUCUGCUAACGUAAAAAAUCCUACUCAUUUUGUACUCGAUUACGGAAAAAACAGUUUAACUGACUAUUUUAAAAAACUCAUGGUUGGAAUAAGCGUUGACAAGUUCACCAAUGGAACAGUCAAUUUAACAGCUUGGUACAACGGUGAACCAUACCAUAGUUUACCUAUGUCACUGCUAUUGGCUCACGAUUCUGUUCUGAAGUAUGUAAGUUCUGAUAAAGCUUCAAUUUCUUUAGUCAAUGCGCCGUUGCCAAGAUAUCAUCAACAAUAUAAUUCUAGAGAUAUUGGUGUUGAGGGGCAAAUUGCUGGUGUUUUUAUACCAUUGGCGUUAGGUUUUAUCGCCGCAACAGUUGUGUUACUGCCCAUCCACGAACGAACUUCAAAAUCGCAGCUGCUGCAAAUGAUGACUGGAGUUUCUCACAUAACCUAUUGGUUUGCCAUGUUUUUAUGGGACUUUUUGUUAUUUUUUACUGUGUCUAUUAUCCUGAUUAUACCAUUUGCUAUAUUCUACGGCUAUGUAUUUUUUGGAGCUCACGCUGACGCUAUUGGUACUACUCUCCUGAUGUUUUGGCUGUAUGGGUUAUCCUCCAUACCCUUAAGUUACUUGAUAUCGUUCAUAUUCAGCAAAGGAAAUACUGGAUUCUCUGUUAUAAUUGCCAUGAGUGUAAUUAUUGGCACAGCCAUGUCAACGAUUUUAGCAAUAGUUUAUUAUUCCGUUGAUACUCCUUCAAGGCCUAUUGUGGAAGGAUUCAUGUGGUUUUUCCGAAUUUUCCCCUCAUAUUCAGUAGCAUCUGGAUCCAUAAAUUUGUUCACACUUGCUUUUAGAAAUGCGUAUUGCGAUGGCAUAUCAGAAGAAGACUUGGCGUAUAACUGCAAGGAAGAAUAUUUAGAGGCGUAUAGUGCCUUAUACAAGUGCUGUAAAGAUUUCUGUGGCCAGUAUUGCCUAAAUCAAACAACAAUAAUGCAAUGGGACAAGAUUGGUUGUGGUCGAGACCUAUUUUUCUUGUUCAUCGAUUUCAUCUUAUAUACUGCUAUACUGUUACUUUUACAGUCUAGUUUAUUUCAAAGAAUUUGGCGCCAAGUACGAAAUGAAUUUAGCCGAUUAGCGAAAAGACCCAUUAUUGGCCCGACUACUCCAUCAGUAAUCUCUGAAGAUAAUGAUGUAAUUUCAGAAGAGCAUCGCGUUCAUAACAUACAAGGCAUUAGAGACAAUGGGGAAGAAGCUCUGAUUAUAAAGGAUCUUUCAAAAAUAUUUAAAAACUUUUUCGCCGUGGAACGAUUGAGUGUUGGAAUUCAUCAAGAGGAAUGUUUUGGAUUACUUGGUGUUAAUGGUGCAGGAAAAACAACCACAUUCAGGAUGUUGACUGGUGAUUGUCAUCCGAGCAAUGGGAAUGCUUUUACUGUACUUUCUUCUUUAAUGUCGAACACUAAACGAUUUCCUCACCAGAUUUGGUGUCAUUUAACACUAUGUAUGCCUCUAAAUGUUCCUAGUUUAAUUAAAAAUUCCUUGUUUAUUAAAAAGAAAAUACAGGGCACAGCCAUGUCAACGAUUUUAGCAAUAGUUUAUUAUUCCGUUGAUACUCCUUCAAGGCCUAUUGUGGAAGGAUUCAUGUGGUUUUUCCGAAUUUUCCCCUCAUAUUCAGUAGCAUCUGGAUCCAUAAAUUUGUUCACACUUGCUUUUAGAAAUGCGUAUUGCGAUGGCAUAUCAGAAGAAGACUUGGCGUAUAACUGCAAGGAAGAAUAUUUAGAGACGUAUAGUGCCUUAUACAAGUGCUGUAAAGAAGCUAGUCGNACUGAUUUAACUGAUCAUGCUGAUAAGCAGAGUAGAUUUUACAGUGGUGGAAGUAAACGAAAACUCUCUGUGGGCCUGGCCCUGAUUGGGUCACCUCCACUGAUUUUGCUGGAUGAACCAACAGCUGGCGUUGAUCCAGUGUCAAGAAGAAAAAUCUGGAACAUAUUGGCUCAAGCAAGGAAUCAUUCAAAAGCAGCCGUUAUAUUGACAACACACAGCAUGGAAGAAAGUGAAGCUCUAUGUAGUAGGUUGGCCAUAAUGGUAAAUGGAAGAUUCAGAUGCCUAGGUUCGAUUCAACAACUGAAAUCAAAAUUUGGGCAAGGUUAUACUUUAAUUAUUAAACUGCAAAAAGAAGCUUCAGAUAAUACACAAAGUAUUGAUUUAAUUAAAUCACUUAUAGUGAGUAAACUACCAGGAGCUGAAUUGAAAGAUGAUCACCAAGGAAUGCUGCAAUAUCAUAUCAUAAAUCCAAGUCUGAGAUUAAGUCAGCUUUUCAAGAUUAUGGAAGAAAUGAAAGCACAGUUUGAUUUAGAAGAUUAUUUGAUCAGUGAUACAUCAUUGGAGCAAAUAUUUUUGACUUUUGCUCGAGCACAGAGAGUUACACAAUAAUAUUACUAAAUUGGUAACUAACUUACCAAAUAUUUUCUACCUCAAUAAGCUUUUAAUAAAAAGCAAAGUAUAAAGAUUCAUUGAAAUUCACUUGCACUAUUGCUUCAAACAUUGGUACUCCUUCGUUACUUUUUUUAAUAAUCCUUUGUACAAAGCAGUUAAUUUUGAAUCAUUGAUUAAAAUAAUUUAUAUUUCAUUUAUUCCAUUGCAAGCUUUGUAAUGCUCUUCUCGAUUCCAGUGGCUCUGCGACAUUAUAGUCUUUCUGCACGGAUAACAUGUUUUCCUUUAAGUAAAAGUAGAAGCCAUGAUGGUAAAACUAAACCCUAGAAAUAAUAAAAAUAUGAAAAAAAUAAGGAGAAUUGUAACUUUUAUCAAACCAAUGGAAAAUCUUCGCCAACUUACAAAAUGUUUAUUUAUCACUUACACAAAAUGAUCAAUUGUUUGUAGAAAUGAAGUAAAACGAGCGUUCUCUUAAUUUAUUUAGAAGACAGUUGAAUUAAAGCAGCUGUUAUUUACAUUCCGAAAAAAAAGUGUGUGCGCGUGGAUAAAAGAAUAGAUAAAAAGGAAAAUACGUAGGAGUCUACUUCGGUUAACAGAGGCAUUCGAAUAAAAGAAGUUAGAAUAACUGAAGUUCAGUAUAUUUUAAUGCUUGGCGUUGAUUUUUGAAAUUAAUUAUUAUGUUUUUAUGUCAGAGUAAAGAUUUUCUCUCUAUUUCUUUAUCAAAAUGUUAUUAAUAUGUUAUUAAAAUGUUAUUAAUUUACACAAAUGUUAUUCCAAAAGGUUUCUUUCCCUUUGUUAUACCAUUACUGUGUUAUAUCAUUAUCUUGUUUAAAUGCAAAUAUCUGUUUAAACACUAAAAUUCCUCUAUUAUUGAUACACAAGAUAUUAAGUAUUUAAUACACUAAAAUGUAUUUUAUUUAAUCGGUUUUGUCAAAACGGAAGUAAAAAAAGUAGGGUAAAAGUUCUUAAUAUGAAAUACACUAUUUAAAAUUACAGUUCGACCAUAAUAAUUAUUACUAUAUUAUGUCUAAUGUACAUUUAAUCAAUGUAAAUCAUUUGGGAUAGGUAAAAUGAGUAAAACUUUAAAGCUCCAUGUCCUCAAAAAUGCAAAAAAUAAAAUAUUUUUAAAAAAUCUGCAAAAUAUAUAAAAGGUAUCUUAAUAUAUGAAAUAGUGUCAAGAUUAACAAAAAUAUCUUAAGUUUAAAAAUUCUAAUUGUACAAAAAAAAAAGUAAAAUAUUCGUGUCAACUUUCUCGCAACGUUUCUUUUAUUUGCAUUUCAAUUAUGAAGUUCGAGCGCACAAAAUUGUCUUCUCUGAUCCCAUCUACUGAACUAACAAGUUCAUUCGAUUUACGUUAAUACUGUUUGCUCCAAUCGUCUACCUAGAACCG